Messenger RNA from Tetrahymena thermophila SB210, 1047 nucleotides. RefSeq names its product papain family cysteine protease. Gene Ontology annotation, molecular function: cysteine-type endopeptidase activity. The transcript has a single exon. NCBI's taxonomy places the organism in Eukaryota, Ciliophora, Oligohymenophorea, Hymenostomatida, Tetrahymenidae. Gene Ontology annotation, cellular component: lysosome. The record is from RefSeq and is a predicted model, not a curated record.
AUUUAUAAUAAAUAAUAAAAACAAAAAAUAAAACAAUACAUUUAGUAAAAAAGAUCAAUAAAAAUGAAUAAAAUUUCACUUGUUUUGAUUGCUCUUGCUUUGAUUUCUUAAAUUAAAUGUUAAAAUGAGGAGGUCGAAUCAGAUUUUUAGGCUUACAAUAAAUGGAGAAGCAAAAAUAAAAGAGUCUUUUUAAACUAAGAAGAGGAAACUUAUAGAUAACUUAUUUUCUUUGAAAAUCUUAACUAAAUCAAGGCUCACUAAAAUAACACUGAGGCUACUUAUACUGUGUCUUUAAAUAAGUUUUCUGACUAUUCUGAUGAAGAAUUCGAACAAAUAAUUUUGAAUAAGCAUAUUUAAAGAUUUUAACCUGAUAUUUAAGAAGAGUAAUAACCAAAGGAAAAUCUCAGAAAGGCUGUCAGUUACCCUGACUCAGUAGAUUGGAGAAAUACUGGUGCUUUAAGUCCUGUUUAGGAUUAAGGCUGGUGCGGUUCUUGCUCUGCUUUUGGUACAGCUGGAGUACUUGAGUCUUUUCACUAUCUUAGGUACAAUUACAUGGUUAAAUUUUCUGAACAGUAACUUCUUGAUUGUGCUAGAUAAGCAGGUUUUGAUACUCAUGGAUGUAAUGGUGCAUUUUAGUAAGAUUAUUUUAAGUAUGCUAUUAAGUAUGGUAUAGUUUCAGCAGCUUCUUAUCCUUAUGUAGGAUAUUAAACAGCAUGUAAAAAUACUUCUAACUUACCUAAGUACUUCCCACAGUCUUUCAAGUUUAUUAGGAGUAAUAUACCUGAUAUUAAAAGUGCUAUUUCUCAAGGACCUAUUUCAGUAACUGUCGAUGCAUCUAAUUGGAGAAGUUAUUAAGGAGGUAUUUUCAAUAGAUGCUCUAGAAAUCCUUAACUUAAUCAUGCUGUUAUUGCUGUUGGUUAUGAUGCUCAAGGUAACUAUAUCAUUAAAAAUUCUUGGGGACCAUACUGGGGUGAUAAAGGCUACAUAACAGUUUCAGCAUAAAAUGAUUGUGGAGUCUUAAGAAGUGCUAUUUAAGUUGUAUCUUGA